GGUGAUGCGCUGUGAGACGCUGCCUGGCUUUACCGGAGAGAGGCAGACGGGACCUUCUAGCUUGUUGCAUGGCUGCCACACAGCAGGUUACUGUCAAAGUAAUAAACAUCAAGGAUGAAAUUCUGGCCUUAUUGAAGUUGAUGGACCAGGAUUUCACCCCAGAUAACCAGUAUGCAAGUCCAUUGGGAUUGGCUGUGUUUGGGUGUCUUGUUAAUCAGCUCAGUAACUGCAGAAAUGCAUGAUGAAGAAAUCCAGGAUGCAGAUGUUGAGGUCGAGGAUUUUGACAAGAACUCGCAAGAAACUGAUCUUGACAAAGGCAGCUCUUCUCUAGAGGUUAUGUACAAGACUCCAAAGCCUACUGGGGAAGUAUAUUUUACAGAAACCUUUGAUGAUGGAGUAUUGACUGGGUGGAUAUUAUCUAAAACCAAGAAAGAAGAUACAGAUGAAAACAUUGCUAAAUAUGAUGGAAGAUGGGAAGUAGAAGAGCUUAAAGAAAACACAGUGCCUGGAGACAGAGGAUUAGUUUUGAAGUCAAUAGCAAGACAUCAUGCAAUAUCAGCUAUGUUAACAAAGCCAUUUAUUUUUGAUACUAAGCCUUUGAUUGUUCAGUAUGAAGUGAAUUUUCAAGAUGGCAUUGAUUGUGGCGGUGCAUACGUUAAACUUCUGUCCAGUUCUGAUGAUUUGGAUUUGGAAUACUUUUUUGACAAAACACCUUACACAAUUAUGUUUGGACCAGAUAAAUGUGGAGAAGAUUACAAACUGCAUUUUAUCUUCAGACAUAAGAAUCCUAAAACUGGAGAUUAUGAGGAAAAACAUGCUAAGCGUCCUGAUGUAGACCUAAAAAAAUUCUAUUCGGACAAGAGGACACAUCUGUAUACUCUGGUGCUGAAACCAGAUGACACAUUUGAAAUGUUAAUUGACCAAUCAGUUGUCAGCAAAGGAAAUCUUCUGGAAGAUAUGGUUCCUCCUGUGAACCCUCCAAAAGAAAUAGAAGAUCCCAAUGAUAAGAAGCCAGAUGACUGGGAUGAGAGAGCAAAGAUCCCUGACCCUAAUGCUGUCAAACCAGAUGAUUGGGAUGAAGAUGAGCCUUCCAAAAUAGAAGAUCCUGAUGCUGUCAAGCCUGAGGGCUGGCUUGAUGAUGAACUACAAUACAUCCCAGAUCCCAAUGCAGAAAAACCAGAGGAUUGGGAUGAAGAAAUGGAUGGUGAAUGGGAAGCCCCACAGAUCCCUAAUCCAAAAUGUGAGACUGCACCUGGCUGUGGAGAGUGGGUGCGUCCCAUGAUGACCAAUCCAAACUAUAAAGGAAAAUGGAAACCACCAAUGAUAGAUAAUCCUAACUAUCAGGGGAUCUGGAGUCCUCAAAAAAUCCCUAACCCAGAUUAUUUUGAGGAUCUUCACCCAUUUGAAAUGACUGCUGUUAGUGCUGUUGGUUUAGAGCUGUGGUCUAUGACCCCUGAUAUAUACUUUGAUAAUUUUAUCAUCUGUUCAGAAAAGGAAGUGGCAGAUCGAUGGGCUGCAGAUGGCUGGGGCUUGAAGAAAUUGGUAGCUAGUGCUAAUGAGCCUGGUAUGUUUAGUCAGUUGGUGACUGCUGCAGAAGACCGUCCAUGGCUUUGGGUUCUUUAUAUCUUGACUUUAGCACUGCCUGUAGGAUUGGGUGUAUUGUUCUGCUGGCCAACCAAGAAAAUAGAAGAAGACAUUGACUACAAAAAAAUGGAUGUCUCUAAGCCAGUUACAAAGGGAGAACUAGAACAAGAGAGAGGGGAGAUAGAUGAUGAAGCAGAAUUGGAAGAAGAAAAAGAACAUGAAGAUAUUGCUUUAGAAGAAAGAAGACAAAUUGAGGAGACGAAGAAAGAGAUGAUAAAGGAGAAAAAGAAGACAGGAAGGAAAGAUUCUCCCUCAGAAGGUGAGGGUGAAGGUGAAGAUAAAAAUGAUGAAGAGGAGAAUGAAGCUGCAGAAGGAAGUCAGGAAGAAGAAGGUGACAAAUCAAAUAAAUCUGGCUCAGAGGAUGAGAUGAAAGAAGCUGACGAAAGCACAGGGUCUGGAGAUGGUCCAAUGAAAUCAGUACGGAAAAGAAGAGUACGAAAGGACUGAGUUAUUUCCAACUAGUAUUUUUAGUUCCUGCUUAUAGAAACAUGGGAUGCCAUUCUGGUGUGCCUGACAGCAUGCAAGUUACUGAGACUUUAUAAAAACAAACAAAAACAAAAAUACUGGACUUAUCACUCCAUAUCCAGCCUCCUUGAUCUUCCCAAACUUUACCUUUUUUUUUUUUUCUUUUCUUUUCUCUCCAGGAAAAAUACCAUCUGUGCAGUUAGAUGGUGUUUUGAAUUUAGAAUAAAAGUAAAAUGGCAAUUUUAUUAUCUGAUUUAAAAGAUUGAUAUUCUUAGAAAUUAGUUAAUAUUGGUUGAUGGUCAUUUUGGCUCUAAACGUUUAAAAAAAAAAAAACAUGAAUAGUAAAUGCGAUAGUAUUUUUGCAGCUCUAGCACAAAUGUAGCAUCUCUAGUAGUUCACAGCCCUAAAGAAAUGGCCAGUUAUAUUUCUUUUCUGUGCAGAGCUAAAUACAAUAGUUGUUUUUGUAUGAUAAAUAUUCAGUGCUAGCAACACAUUUUAUUGUCAAUGAUCUACCUUUAUAAUAUGUUUGUGGUCACAUGUUCACUUUAGGCAUUUGUUACAGUAAUUUAUUUGACAAAGUAUCAUUCACUGGUUAAUAGAUAGCAUAGCAUGUUUUACAUUUGAAUGCAGAGACUUUCCAUCUACUUGAAGUAAAAUGGUGUACAGGUAACUUUUUCAAACUUUUAUAGUUCUCAUGUUCCAAGCCAGAAUGGCCUAAUCCCGGUUGACAAAAUAUUUGCUAAGUGUACAUUGCCUCUUGAAAAUAAAAUAUUUAAUAUAA
Trachemys scripta elegans is the source of this 2890-nucleotide messenger RNA. RefSeq names its product calmegin (gene CLGN). Gene Ontology annotation, cellular component: endoplasmic reticulum; endoplasmic reticulum membrane. The transcript has 17 exons. The record is from RefSeq and is a predicted model, not a curated record. NCBI's taxonomy places the organism in Eukaryota, Metazoa, Chordata, Testudines, Emydidae. Gene Ontology annotation, molecular function: calcium ion binding. Gene Ontology annotation, biological process: protein folding. Bases 172 to 2091 code for a protein of 639 amino acids.